This is a messenger RNA of Adineta ricciae, 1008 nucleotides long. NCBI's taxonomy places the organism in Eukaryota, Metazoa, Rotifera, Eurotatoria, Adinetida, Adinetidae. The record is from the annotation of a GenBank genome assembly.
AUGGAUUCGAACUACGUCAAUGACUCGUCAACAGGCGAGACGGAUCUUGUUAUUCCUCGUUUAUUUCGCUUCUGGAUAUUUCUUUUUACGAAUAGUUUAUCAUUAGGAUGCACGUUUCUGCAUCUUUAUCAUCUACUCGGCAAAAAUAUUCUACGUAAUACAUUAAGUAAUCAUACAAUUAUUGUUAUUCUCUUUACUUCACUCGGCACUCAAUGUAUCGAUGUUCCAUUCUAUAUGAAUUAUACUCUUCAUGGUUAUGUUUCACCUCAAACACCCUUUGUUUGUCAACUUUGGUGGUUUGUGGAUGUCGGAACUUUUCAAACAACGCUCAUACUUAUCACUUGGAUGUCAUUUGAAAGACAUAUUCUCAUUUUUCAUGAACAAUACCUUCGAACUCGAAAAAACCGAUGGUUCUUCCAUUAUUUCCCAUUGAUUUUUUUCAUUAUCUAUCCAUUAUUAUUUUACACAUUAGCUUUAACAUUGGUUCAAUGUGAAGACUCGAAUUCAUACGAUUAUACACAAGGAUGGUGUGGUUACAGUCCUUGUUACUAUCAUGUUGUCUUUCUUUCUUUAUGGGAUAUUUUUUUCAAUGGAGGAAUAUUCACCAUUCUCGCAGUGUUUUCUGACGUUGUACUUAUUAUAAGAGUUAUUAGAAAGAAAAGUACUCUGAUACGACAACCAAGACAAUGGCGAAAACAUCGAAAAAUGAUUAUACAAUUAUUAUCAAUUUCAAUUCUAUGUUCAAUCUUUUCCAUGAUGAUUUUGAUUUAUUUUCUUUUGGAUACCAUCGGAUAUUUACCAAGUGACAUAGAUCCUCGUAUACUGGAAUAUAUACUUUUAUUUGAUUUAUAUUCAAUUUUGUGGAUGCCUAUCCUUAUGCUUCUUACACUUCCCAAACAAUAUUGGUGGAAACAAUGGAAAAACAUUUUGUGUCACAGACGACAACAACGACAAGUUGGUGUUAGAACUCUAACGCUGCCUGUUACAGCAAAGCAAAUCACUAAAUAA